Molecule: messenger RNA, 537 nt
Organism: Drosophila erecta
Lineage: Eukaryota; Metazoa; Arthropoda; Insecta; Diptera; Drosophilidae
Exons: 1
Coding region: 153-503 (116 amino acids)
Source: RefSeq, a predicted model, not a curated record
AGAGAACACCUGCGAGGUAUGCAAACAGAAACAGAACCGCAGCUCUGCUCGGAACCUAUUUGUUUCGACGAUAACGCUCCGCACCAACGCUACAGAGAGCGUUCACCAGUUGAUCACAGGCUGUUGGUCGCCGACAACGUUCGAGCCGUGGAAUGUCUUUGGUAUGGGUCGUUCUGCUGGGUCUCCUGAUCUGUGAGAGGAACGCCUUUGGAGCCAUCCCCGCCAAAUCCACUGACUAUCGUCUGCGUAGCACUAACCUUCCGGGGCUUAAAACAACGGGCGUUGCGCGUCAGACAUCACGACGGAUUGUGCGUAUUACCAACUCACAUAACACUGCCUUAACGGAAAAGUAUCGGCUUGGUGCAGCAUUUAAUAACUCUAUUUCGACUUCUGAUAGGAUAGAGUACAACAUCUGGCACGCACUGAAAGCCGAUGGAAAAACCAACCUCUGCAUACUCUUUUUCACCAUAUAUAUUUGCUACCUAGUGCAUGUGCUAUUCUAAGUCGGUGCUUUGUGCAAUAAAGAUCAUCGUCAUG